GCGGCAGUGCUCCAUCGACAGACCGACACGCCGCUGGCGCCCGUCAUCCGCGCUCUGCUUGUGGACAAUUGCGACCCGGCAAACGUCGACGCGGCCGAGCUGCUCGACGCCCUCGACCUGGGCGGCUCGCGGCAUGACUGGGCGUCUCGCCGCGCCAGCGCCGCCGCGCGCCGUGUUCCCGCGAGCCUCGACCUCGCUCAGUGCGCGGCGCUGCGCAACGCGGUGGACGCAGCCUCGAUGGAGACGCUCGACUCAGUCGACGGCCUACUCGAGUACCAACUCACGCUCACCAGCGCCGACUUCGAAGAGCUUGUCGGCGUGGACGCCUUUGCGCGGCUCAACUUUCUCGCCGCCGAGGCGCAUGCCGAGACACGUCCGGGGCGGUUCCAAGACAGCUCCGAGACACUUCCGAGACGCUUCCGAGACAGCUCCGAGAACUCAGCCUCUUGGGCUUUGAAGAGGCGCAUGCCGAGCUUCAGUCGCCGCUGCGCCCCGCCGCCGCCGCCGCCGCCGCGAGCGCGGCAGGCAUCGCCGCCUCGCCGCACCCGCUCACCGAGGAGCCGCACGAGAUCUUCGUCCGGCGGUACAGCGCCGCCACGCGGCCGUGGGUCGGCUUCCACUUCGACCGCUCCUCCCUCACGAUGAACGUCGCGCUGUCCGACGACCAGGGCCUCGAGGGAGGCGCACUGCUCGCCAUCGUGGGCGGCGAGGUUGUGCGGUGUGACCGCGCCGAGGGCACGGCGACGCUGCACGCUUCGACGCUGCUCCACGCUGUCACUCGCGUGCAGGGAUCGGCGGCGCGCUACUCGCUCAUCCUCUUCUACCGACAGAUCUGCCCCGCCGCCGCGCACCGGCUCGUCGAGUGCAGCGUCGCAACCAUGGACCUGCUCUACCCGCCCGAGGAGGGCUCCUACUCGUGCGACGCUUGCGGCGACUCGAGGCUGCACAGGGUGCGCCGCAGCGAGCCGGGUGGCGCCUCCUCACGCUGUGAACACAGGCGCGAGCUCGAGGAGCAGGGGUGCCGCUCGAUGUGGCACUGCGCCGCCGGGUGCGAGUACGAUUUGUGCGGCGUGUGCCACGACGUGGGCCUCGCGGAUGGAGUGGAGUACGUGAGUGUCCGCUAGCGCGCGCGUGCGUGUGGGAGGAGGGGUUACUAGGCAUCGAUAUAUCGUAAUGAAAA
Emiliania huxleyi CCMP1516 is the source of this 1180-nucleotide messenger RNA. RefSeq lists its product as hypothetical. NCBI's taxonomy places the organism in Eukaryota, Haptophyta, Isochrysidales, Noelaerhabdaceae. The record is from RefSeq and is a predicted model, not a curated record. The transcript is spliced from 6 exons. Bases 642 to 1124 code for a protein of 160 amino acids.